Molecule: messenger RNA, 10043 nt
Organism: Mytilus californianus (California mussel)
Lineage: Eukaryota; Metazoa; Mollusca; Bivalvia; Mytilida; Mytilidae
Product: SUN domain-containing ossification factor-like
Exons: 22
Coding region: 84-3872 (1262 amino acids)
Biological process (GO): protein folding in endoplasmic reticulum
Cellular component (GO): membrane; cytoplasm
Source: RefSeq, a predicted model, not a curated record
GUGGAAUUUGACAGAAUGCAAGAAUUCGGUCAAGAGAUGUUUUGCAUGUUUUUGUGGAAAUUAGACGCAUUUUUAUACUGAGAAUGAUUAAGAUCACUUUAUUUAUAGCUUUGUUUUUAUCAACUACGUUCCUGAGCAUAACAUAUGGCAAUGGAAAUGAGAAAUUAACAACUGGUACAAUUCAGGAUGAAACUAUAAAACAGAUUCCUAUUGACCCAGGAGGACAAAGUCAGGAAAAAGUACCACCUGAAAUUAUAGUUGAACAGAUUGAUGAAAAAAAGACAGAUGUUGAAACAGAAAAACAAGAAACACAGACAAAAGAAAAACAAGAUAAUGUUGAGCAGACUAGACCACAGGUGGAACCUCCCGUCACCAUACAGACUGAGAAGCAAGAAAAUCAAGAUCCAAUAGAAACUGUAACAGAGAAAAAAGAAACUGAAAAUCCUCAAGUCAAAUCAUUGAACAAUGAAGAUAAGAAUGUAGAAAUUCCAGAAACCGUGCCAACAGUGGCAAAUAUAUCUUUAGAACAGACACCAGAGACAGGGAAAGAUGUACCUCAACAGUUAGAAAAUAAGGUUGCAACAGGGGCAGAUAAACCAGUUGAUACUAUUACUGAACCAGCAAAAACUGAUGGAGAUAAACCUAAACAGCAGGGUGAUGAAAUUCAGACAUUUACAGAAUGGACACAAAAAGUUUUAGAAGAGGAAAAACAAAAAACUUCUACAGAAGCUACAGGAUCAAGUGUUAGUAAAUCUAAGAGAUCUGUAAAUUAUGCCUCUAAAGAAUGUGGUGCCAAAGUAUUAGCCAGUAAUCCUGAAGCUGAGAAUGUUAAAGCUGUACUAACCAGUAACAAGGAUGAAUAUAUGAUAAAUCCAUGUAAAGUGGCCAAAAAAUGGUUUGUUAUAGAACUUUGUGAGCCAAUCCAUGUCAACAAUUUUGAAGUUGCCAGUUUUGAAUUGUUUUCAUCACAACCAAAAACAUUUCGUGUAUCUUUAAGUGAUAGAUAUCCUAGUAAGGAAUGGACAAAUAUUGGAGAUUUUACAGCUUCAGAAGAGAGAAAAUCUCAUCCAUUUCCGGUUAAAGAUGGUUAUGUGGUCCAGUUUGUUAAAAUAGAGAUGUUAGACCAUUAUGGCACAGAACAUUUUUGUCCUUUGACUUGGUUCAGAAUGUUUGGAAUGCCAGUAGAGUAUGAUGAGUAUGGACAUCGACCUCAUGAAGAUAACGAUGAUAAUGAAAAUGAUAUGGAUGAAGUAUUAUUGAGAGAUGAGCAGACAGAAGAUGCAGAAACCCACAAGAACUUGUUUGCUAGUGCAACAGAAAGUGUUAUGAAGCUUGUUAAGAAAGUUUUAAAUGUGGCAGAUAAAGAGCAGGAUUCUAAAACAAACCUAACAGGAAGUGUGACUGAGGAUAGUCUAACUGUACCAGGUUCAAACACUACACAGAAUAAUAUGACAGCUGAUGGAUAUAUGUUACCCUGUGUACCAGAAAAGAAAGAAGUGGAAACAGAAAAGAAGAAAUUUGAUGAGCCUUUACAACCAAGUCCGCCAUAUCCACAGUCAGGUUUUGUAACUUCUUCAUUAGAACAAGAGGAUAAGAAGAGAAAAGAUGAUGAAUCUAUUGUUACAAAGCUUGAGGACCAUGAACAGGUCCCCAGUGUGAGUGACAAUCUGGUCACCUUGCUACAAAAUGAGGAGGAGGAAGAAACUGUGUCAUGUGAUUAUAUAACUGAUAAAUUAUCAGCUGUAUCUUAUUUUAGAAAACCAAUUUGUACAUACUAUGAAAUUAUGAAGUAUUCCAAAAAAUUGCCCAUUUGUUCACUUAACGAAUCACUUGCUAAAGAACAAGAAGAAGUAGAAAAUGGAAAGACUUUGCCGAAAGAAAAUAGUUUUCAAAUAAAAGAAAUGACACCUGAAACACAAGAUGUCAUCCAGACAGAAAUUAAGCCAUCAGCUUCUGAAAAAAGUCCUGAAUCAAACCAACAAAAUGUGGAGCUGCCACCAAAGGAAAUGUUAAAUGUUAGCUCAACGGAUGUGAAGCCAUUGACGGAGGAAUCAAUAGUAUCUACUACUACUGUAUUGUCAGUUUCAAUGGAUCUAACAAUGCAAUCUUCAGCAUCUAUUGAUCCGACAACUUCUUUAAAAAAUGUAGAACCAACCAAAAUAGUUGCCGAAAAAUCUCAAGAAGAAAUGGAGGUGUUGAAAUCUUCCGAAGUAUCAAAUCCUGAUGUGAGCCAGACAAUUCAGUCAAGUUCUUCGUCAGAAUCAAUCGAAGUGAAAGUUUCAGAUAAAACGCCAUCUUUAUCUGAGGAGGAACCAAAGAAAACUGUAGAUUUUGUUCUGGUAGACACUGCUUCAAGUAGUAAACCAACUGAACAGACGGCUGAAUCAAAGGUCCAACAACCAGAGGUACCCUCUGCAGAAGAAUCAUCAAAAAUAGAUCCAUCUAUAUCAGUAGAAAUCCAACAGACCUCAGUCCUCAAGGCCAAUGCCAGUGAAACUGAAGGACCAAAUACAGAUACUAUUGAACCUGUUGUAGUAGGGGAUAAUGUUCCAGUUUACCAGAAUGCCAAAGAUUUAAGACUUAUCCAUGUUCCUGUCCUGCCUUAUCAGAAAAGAGAAACUGCUAUCAUGAGACUGAAUAACAGAAUCAAGGCUUUAGAGAUGAAUGUCUCACUCAGUAGCAGAUUUUUGGAAGAAAUGAGUCAGAAGUUUAAAAAACAGACAGAAGACAUGAUCAAACAACAUGUGUUUAACAAAACAGUGGGAGAGAUAACAAAUGUUACAAAAGCCAUCGAAAUUCAGAGUCUGAUUCAGAAGCAGAAAAUUGAUGUUUUAGAAACUACAGUACAGAAUUUAACAGAACUUGUCAUUCGUUUUACAGAAAAAAUGGAGAACCUUAAUCAGCAGGUACAGGACAGAGAAUUUAGGUACAUUGUGACAGUGAUUGUAUUGUGUGUCAUUGUUUUGAUUCUGAUGAAGAAGAAAUCCACGAAAGUCCCACAGGAAAUCCAGGACAUGGGGACAACCACUAAUUUUAAACAUAUCCGUAGAAGAAACUCUUUCUCUGGGCGUGACCAUGAUAAAGUUGAUUCUAUAGGACCUGCCAUACAAAAAUACAACAGUGAAUCUACAUUAGUGAAUUCUGGGAAUUAUUCAUCAGAUAUAGAUCCUGGUGGGACCUCAGUACACCACAUGCAUGCAAAGAAAAGAAAGAGAAAGAAACAAAAGAUAAACGGUUCAUCAACAUCUUUGACAGGUGAAGUAAAAGUAACUCACAACAAAACUGAUAUCAAUAGUGCUGGUCUCCUGUUUGGUACCAGUUCAAGAGAAUCUUCACCUGAUGAAGGUGAACAAACAAAAUCGAAAUCCAUGAAUCGAUCUUCAAGUAGUGCUGGACUAUGGAGCUAUUUUGCCAGUGACAAGCAAGAACAGCUGAAACCAAAAGGACCUGACAAAAAAAUAUCUUCAAGUUGUCAUACAGGCCAUGAUAAAAAAGAUUUGUACAACAGUCAUGCCAAAACAAAUGGCUGUAUCCCAAAGAAGACAAUCAAGACAGGAACUAUAUGUCAUCCUGCCAAAACAUCCAAUGGUUGUACACGUGGACUCAGAUCUGGGUCGUUUAAUGGUUCUGACACGCAUUAUGAUGAUUUUAUAUCGCUCUCUGAGGAAAGUGUUAACAGAGGUGACAUAUUCAUUGUUUCUCCCUUUAAAAAGAAAUUUACCUUUCCUAAGGGAUCGACACAGAACUCGCAUAAAGAUUCAAUGUUAAAAAACCAGACAGGAAAACAAGGCAAAAGUUCUCACACUCGUGCAGGUAGUACUGAUCUAACAUACAGAACGGUGUCUUUCAAGGAAAUGAAUGGACAUAAUUAGCUUUAAUUUGUUGCAUUGUUUACAAUCUAGGUUGGCUCUUAUCUGUUUUAUAGAUUUAGAGAGUUACCAUUCUUGGAAUUGCAUGCCAAAAUUGUUUUGCAUUUGAAAGUUGCAAACAAGUAACUUAUUUAAUUUAGAUAAUAUAUUUGUUCUAUAAAUUUUGAAUGAAUAGCAAGAAAGUAGCAUGAAAGCAUUUUUUAAAUAAAAGCAAGUUGGUAGUCCAAUUGGGUUUAGAUGUAUUUUGCAAUUUUUUGUGCAAUAAGAUUGUUGUAUGUAGUAUCUUAAAUCAAACUUGUGUUGAAUGUGCCUGUGAUAGAAUUUAAAAAUGUAAUUUGCAUACCUAUUUCUUUGAUAAAUCGUUCUACAUGUGCAUGUGCUUUUGAUAUAAGAAAAUAGUACCUUUUAUUCCUUUCAUAUUUUCAGUAUUCGAAAUGAAUUUCUGCUCAAUAAUUGUUUAUACCUCAGUUUUGAUAAAAAAAAAAAAAAGUAAGUCUUGUCUUGAUUUGGAAUGAUUUUGGAAUACAUCUGAUAAUUUGUACAUGUGAAAUAAAAUUUAAGUCUCAAUUUUAGUGCAACAGAUGUGCAUUUUGACAAUCAAUAUCUCUUCAAUAAUGGUUGAGGCAAAAAAAUGAAUGAAAUCAAAAACCUAAUAGAAAUGUUGUCAAGCUGAUUUUACUUUUAUAACGACCAAAAGUAUGGCUAAACCCUUACAAGAAAUCAGAACUAUGCAUAGAGAUAUGUCAUCCUCAAUUUCACAGGAUUUCUUAAGUUUUAUAACAGCAAAUUACAAUUAAAAAAAAUAAAUAUCUAUUGUUGAGCUAUAAAAAAAACUCAAAAUUAACAUUCUGCUUCAUUAAAUCCAAAUUAUGUACAUGUUUAACUUGAACAGCACAAACCUGAUUGGAUACGUUUUUAGUGUGGACACUGUUAAAUGUAUUGUUUGUGAGUAAUUGCAUGGGUAUAAUGAAGAUACUAAUUUUGAAUUGUUGUUAUGAAUAAAGGAAAGGGGAGUAAAAUGUUGUGCUGGGGUUCUAAAAAUGAAAGAACUAGCUUUUAAAAUGUUUAAUUUAGAAAUGAUGCAUCUGAGUUUUAUUUGCAUUAUCAGUUUUGGUACUUUUCUGUUUUCUUUUUAUUUCUGGUGCUUAGAAUUAUUUUUGUAAUAAUAUCUUAAUUGUAUGUGUGAGAUUAAAGAUUGAAUACAGUCAACCCACUUUAUAAUGACUAAGUAUAUCUUCAUUUUACAGUGAAGUGAAACGAAAACAUAUUUUAUAAAUCCAUUUAUCUUUUUCAUUAACAACUCCUAUGUUUGAAAACAAAUAUCGUGAAAAAUCCCCCAUCCCCCUCCCAAUUUAUAUGUGUUUAUUUAUCUUUUAUCAUCAAUAAACACAAAUUUUCUUAUAUGGUAGUAUCUGAGAAAUAAAAAAAAAAUUGCAUUACAUGUUUUAUUUUGCUUCUUUCUUAUUGUUAAAUUAACUUUUGAUGCCCCAAUUCAGCUUCUCUGUCAUCCAAUAAAUAAGAUUACACAUUAAUGAACCCUCACAUCUUCUCUCUAUUUCUUUUUUUUCAACUGUUUAGUGAUUCUUUUCCCAUCAUCUGUCUUAUAUCAUAUCCAUGUUUCCCUACAAACUUGCAAAUACAGUUCAAUAAGAACCAUUCCCUAAAUACCCAUACUUUAAAUUUAAAAAUUAUUGCGUGCAUUUAUUAUUGCGAUUUUUGAAGAAUGGAAAAAAAAUCGAGAUUAUUAUUGUGUGUGUCUUUGACAAAGUUUUGUUUCGAUUAUAGUAAAUGUCCUUUUAAUGCGGGUUGACUGUAUUUUUCCAUAUUUUUGUAUUUUCGAUGUGAAAAAUAUAUUGGUAAACCGGUGAAAUUUAAUUUAGAAUUUACUGGUUUUGUAAUAUGGUUUUGUGUUUUUUGUUGAAAAUGUUAAAUGUGGAUUUUUUUGUCUCUGCAUUUAGCAAUUUCAGGGUCUAAAGUAUGCUUAUGAAAAGCCUAGUCAUAAACAUGGUGAUUGCUGAAUCAAUGAUCACUGCUGUGUGUGCAUGUAACAGUUAUCAAUGAAUCAGUAAGCAGUGGCAGAUCCAGAAAUUUUCAUAAGCGGUGCCCACUGACUGCCCUAAGAGGAGGCCUGCUCCAGUCAUGCUUCAGUGAUUACCUAUAUAAUUAACCAAAUUUUCCUGACAAAAGGGCCCCCCCUGGAUCUGCCAUUGGUGAGUCCAGUGUCAAGUGACACUGGUGUUGUUGCUGUAAAGUUUGAAUUAUAUGUGUUGAUGACUCUAAACCUACCAUGCAGCAACAGUGAAAACCGAGAACAUACACAUAAGUGCUAAUCUUUUGAUAAAAAAUUAUUUUCUAGUGUUUCAUGGGAUUAUUGUCUCAACUGUAUCUGACCAACUGUAGAUUCAUUAUUAUUUUUGGGGUAAAGAUUUUCGUGUUAAUAGGUAAACCAUAAAUUUAAAAGUUCAAUGAAAGUCUAAUUGUCUAUUGGUUCGCAUGCAGACUUUGGCCAAACCACGAAAUUAAAUAUCCACGAAAAUUGGUGUCCACGAAAAAAAUAAAUGAAUCCACAGUAUAUCUUAUACAAUCCAUUAUCCUGAAGAUUCUGAAAUAGCAUUUUCAUAUAUAUUUUUCUUUUAUGUAGAACAUUUUAAGAGUAUUGUUAAGAGGAAAACUAAAAUUAAAUAAAUUUAAGAGAAUUAUUUUUGUACAAAUCUCGUAACAAUAGAUGUAUUUACACUUGUAUGCAAAUUUGUCCACCAUUACUUAAAAUCACACAAGUUCCCAUAAAAUUGAACAUCACAGUUUAAAAAAAUUGACGUCAUAAUUAAAAAGUGAUUGUUGCUUGACGUUAGAAAGUUAUUCGGAGCAGAUCUAAGGUCAUUUGGAGACAAAAUACCAAAAGUGUAAAUACAUUUAUAUUGUAGUGUUAUAUUACAAGUUUGUGCUUCUUCGAAACCUGAGCUUACCAUUGUAUGACAAUGCAGUGCAGCUAUUUGGAAAGUUCACAGACAGUAGAAUGAUGAAUUCCUCUACAUUAUAUUACAUGAUUGGCUGUCAUAAAAUGAAAAACCUUUGGAUGGUUAAAAUGGAUUAGGGUAGUACUGUGGAUUCAUAUAUUUUCGUGGGUACCAAUUUUUGGCGGGUAGAGAAAAAAAUUGUAUUUUCGUGGAUACUUAACUUCAUGGGGUACCUGUAGUGUGCAGACAUGCCUAUAGAAAAAUUUGUACUAUGUUGAAUAUUUAUUUUUAUGGUUCACCUUCCCACAAGUAAUCCAUGAAAAUUGAUAUCCCACGAAUAAUAAUGAAUCCACCGUAUCUCUUCUUGUUUUAUUGACUUUUAUUCUAUUGUAUUUUUGUUUUUAAAAAAAAAAUAAUUGAACAGUACCUAGUCAGAAAUUAAUCAAAUGUGUUUGUGAAUCUUGAAAGCCUAGUAAAAAUGUGCAAUAUAAGACAAUAAUAUGUUUCUUUGUUCACCAAAAAGUUUUCAGUGUUCUUUAGAUACGUUCAUUUCAAUUUUUAGUCAACAAUCUGUUUUGCUACAAUAUUGUACAGACUUGCUUGUUGCCUGUUUAGAAGUGCAACAAUCUGUUUUGCUACAAAGACUUGCUAGUUGCCUGUUCAGAAAUGCAACAAUCUAUUUUACUUCAAAGAUUUGCUACUUGCCUGUUCAGAAAGGCAACAAUCUGUUUUGCUACAAAGACUUGCUAGCUGCCUUUUCAGAAAGGCAACAAUCUGUUUUACUUCAAAGACUUGCUACUUGCCUGUUCAGAAAGGCAACAAUCUGUUUUGCUACAAAGACUUGCUAGCUGCCUUUUCAGAAAGACAAUAAUCUGUUUUGCUGUAAAGACUUGCUUGUUGCCUGUUCAGAAUGUUCCAUGUUUGAUUAUCUUUUAUUAUCUUGAUCAAUGCAAAUCGUUUCUUUGUUUACAUGAGUCCUAUGUAUGUAUUAAUGAUAUAGUCAUAUAUUUAUGAAAUAUAUUUUAUUUUAUUUAAUUUAAGUCUACUUUAGAUGAAGACAUUUGUUUAUAUCAAAGUAACUGAUCAGUGCUACUGUGGAUUCACUUAUUACCGUGGAUACCAAUUUUCGUUGAUUGAGGAAAAAAUGUAUCAUAGUGGAUAUUUGAUUUUGUGGUUUUGCCAAUGUCUGCAUACAAGCCUAUAGAAUAUUUUUACUUUGUGGCCCAUUUAAAUUUUUGGUUUUCUUUUACCCAAGAAAUUGACGAAAAUUGGUUUCCCAUGAAAAAUAUUAAAUCCACAGAAUUAUGAUAUUAAAAUAUGAUUUGUCUACAAACGGUUGUAUGAGGGGCAUUCAAUUAUGAUUUUAUAACUGAAAGUCUAUUUUGACAAACAAAAUUUUUACUUAAAUAUAAUAACAUUACAUGUAUGUUUCACGAGAAUCCGUUAGUUUGAUUGGCUAACAAUAAUCGAUUGUCAUUCAAAAAUUAACCUUCAUAUCAAAAUGAAAUGUUACAUGCUUCCGCGCUUCAUACAAAAUGUGUUUCGGUCAACACUUUUACACCCCAAUAAAAUUACAAAAAGAAGCAUUCUCUUCACUACAUAGAUGAAAUAAUUAGAAUUCUGUCUGAUAUCUCUUUUAAAAUUCCCUUUUUUUGUAAAUCACACAUAAAAAGCAGAAUUGUCCAAAGCCAAAUAAAUCCAUGGCAUUACAUAGGUGGUUUUCUAUGUAAAAAUUCAUAGAAAGGUACAUUUAAUUCAUGUCUAUGUCUUGUUUUCUCUAUGAAAUUCAAUUUAAAAUAAACCAAAUUUCUGUUGUUGACUAUUACUUUUAUUUGUGAUUGUUGUCCCGUGUACAUUCACCCUUAAUGUUCUUUCAUUUAAAUAUAUAUUUGUAUCUAUUAUGCGACAUUGUCUUUAUUAUUUUGGCUUUAAAAAAUCUAUGCCCAGCUUUCAUGAAAAGUAAAAAAUAGUUGAAGGGGAAAUGUCCACAUUCCUGGUUAAACUGCAAGUAAUCCUUUACUGACCAGUUCAAAGAGGUCUAUCAGUUAUCGCUAUGUACCUUGGACCAAUGAAUUAUUUGUCUGUUAUGGGAUGACUGGGGGUUUGCAUGGGGGGUCCUUCCUUUCUUUAUUCUUUAACUUUUUAGACAAUCUUUCUCUAUUUCUUAUUUAUUUUGACCUUUAUUAUCUAUUAUUUUUUAUUAUUAUAUGGCCCAUUUUUCUCUAUUCUUUAUAUUUUUUCCCCUUUAUUCUGCACUCUUAACCCAUUAUUUUCUAUUCUGUAAACCCCAUUCAGACCCUCAUGACUUUUGCAAGAAGGGAUUCAAAAUGUUAUCUCUUCUUGACUCUCUUAUUGAAAUGAUUUUUUUUUUCAAGGAAUUGAAAAAAAUUCCUAAUCUGGAUUCUGAAAUCUCUGUUGAUGUGUGAGUGUGUAUGAGUGUUUCAUUGAAACAUUUUCAGAAUUUAUUAUGUGUCAUUUCUGCAAUAUUUCCAGUGAAUUUAUAUAAUAAUGAAAUUGUAAAUUUUGAAUCUCAGAAAAAUUUUGAGAUUUAUUCUAUAAUAAAAGUAGAAAACGAUGAUUAUGAUUAUUAUGUUUUGAAUUAUUCAAAAUAUAUAUAUGUCAAUAUGUAAUUUUUUGUUUAUUUUAUGAGAUGAAGAUUAUUAUUAGUUUACAAUGUUGUAACAAAGAAGGUCUUUAAGUCAUGGAAACUUCCCUUUCAAGAAACACAUGGUGAAAAACUUGGUAGUAUUUAAAGAUUUUAUGCAAAAUUAUAUUUUUAGAGCAACCUCAAAAAAGUUUUGCACCGUGAAGUGUAAAGAAAACUUUCAAGAUGUAUUUUAUUUAAAAAUGUUUUGAGAGUUUUGGGAAAAAGUGUUUUUUGAAAGGGAUAUUCCUUAUUGUCUUCAGCAAUUAGAUUAAGCUGAGGAAAAAUGGUUUUAAUUUGUUAGUGCUAUGUUAAGGAGAAUAAAAAAUCCUAGCUCUGUUCAUAUAAUUGUCUACAAAUUUUGCUGUCAUAACAGCCUGGAGGAAUUGUGUAGUUUAUGUUAUGAUUUGAAUACAUUACUUUACAUCUAUCUCAUUUCUAUGUACAGUUCAAUACAAUUUCAGUAUUGUGUCAAAAGGUAUAGUGAUUAUUCAUAUUGUUAUUUUAAUGUGAUUGCAUGAAGCCAGAGUUGAUCAAUAUUUAUUUUAAGUUGACAAUAAAUUGUUGAAGCUG